Striga hermonthica is the source of this 618-nucleotide messenger RNA. The record is from the annotation of a GenBank genome assembly. Lineage: Eukaryota; Viridiplantae; Streptophyta; Magnoliopsida; Lamiales; Orobanchaceae.
AUGAAAGAAAGAGAUGAUAAGAGUACUACGCAAAAUAGUGGUGUUUCUGUUGUGGCUGAGUCAAUGCAUUUCUCUAGUUCAAAAGACAAAAAUCCACUGUUAGCCGCUGGUUCUUAUUAUGGGGUUAUUGAUGAGAUAUGGGAAAUUAGUUACAUUAAGUUUACCGUGCCUGUUUUUAAAUGUAAAUGGGUUGAUGGUAAUAAUGGUGUGAGGGUGGACGAUUUGGGUGUCAUAUUGGUUGAUUUCAGUAGAGAGGGUUAUAAAAAUGAACCGUUUGUCAUGGCAUGCCAAGCAAAACAAGUCUUUUAUGUUUCUGAUCCGAGUGACCAACAUUGGUCGGUGGUACUCCAGGGUAAACGACAACUUGUUGAUGAUACUGAUGAGCCAAGUCUUGAUAUGUAUGAAUUUCCUACAUUAUCACCAAGGUCUCGACAUGAGGAUAUAGGCAUGGCAGAGCUUCAUCUGGUAUUUAUGGUGAAGGAGAUGGGGGUGGCGUUGCCGCUGGAUGAAAAGGACGACAGGUUCGUGGCGACGGCGGAGCCGGAGAAUUGGGUCAUGGAGUUGAUGGACUCGGAGGCAAACCCUUCUUCGUUUCUGCUUCUCAUGAAGGAUGUUUAG